This is a messenger RNA of Hippocampus zosterae (dwarf seahorse), 3327 nucleotides long. RefSeq names its product mitoguardin 2 (gene miga2). The transcript is spliced from 15 exons. Gene Ontology annotation, biological process: mitochondrial fusion. The record is from RefSeq and is a predicted model, not a curated record. The coding region runs from base 341 to 2113 and encodes 590 amino acids. NCBI's taxonomy places the organism in Eukaryota, Metazoa, Chordata, Actinopteri, Syngnathiformes, Syngnathidae.
UGUGAACAUUUGCGUGUUGAGUGAAUACUGACGCCCCUGAUUGAAUUGUCUAAAGACCUACCUCAAGUUUACUUUAUCCAAUUGGUCAAUGGUGCGGAAGUUCCCCCCUGUGCCCUCGCGCAAUUGGCUGUCAGUCUUGUCAGUAUCACGACGAACACAAUUUGUCUGCGGGAUGGUUUUACGCUACCUCUGACACGAGAAUGUCCUUCCUUUGCUCUUCGGAUGCCCACGGGUAACACGACAGAUGACGGGACAGUAAAAGCCAAAUCCCGCGAGCUUGGCUCUUCCAGGGCUUUUUGGCGUUUCUUCAUAGAGCGGUUGCCACUCGCCUCACCCGGAGAUGUCUUUGAGAAGAACGGAGGGCGUGUCCAUUGCACAGGCAUUGGCCAUGACGGUCGCAGAGAUACCGGUGUUCCUUUAUUCCACCUUUGGCCAGUCCAUCUUCUCGCAGCUGAGACUCAGCCCGAACUUGAAGAAGGUGUUGUUCGCCACGGCGCUGGGCAGUGUGGCGUUGGCACUCACCGCCCACCAACUGAAGCGGCGCGGCAGGAAGAGGAAGCAGGCCGUCCAGACCAAGGAGGACCAGGUGCCAGUGGGCAUGCCCGAAGUGCUGCUCAGGACGGGGAGGCCGUCGUCGUUAAAGAGAGUUCCGCUGACAGGCCGACAGGUGACAAGCCCCAGUACUCGCAGCAACGACACACUGAGCGGCAUCUCCUCCCUGGCGCCCAGUAAACAUUCAAGCUCCUCGCAGAGCCUGGCAUCGAUGCGAGUCGCGACCUCGCCAAGUCAGUCCGUCAACCCGCAGGCACGCUGGGAGGCUGAGGAGACUGUGGCUGGGGAGCCGGCUGCGGUCGAGGACGCCAAUGCAGAGAAUCUCUAUUUAAUGGGCAUGGAGCUGUUCGAGGAGGCCCUCCGAAAAUGGGAGCAGGCGCUGCAUGCACGCCACGUCCGCAGAAACUUGAGUGCCAGCAACAGCAGCUUGGCGCUGCAAGGGGCAGCGUGUGGAGAUGUCCCCACGAUGGAAGCUCACAACAAAAUGUUUGCCGACAAGCUGGAGACGCUGCUGCACCGUGCAUACCACCUGCAGGAGGAUUUCGGCGGCAGCAUCCCCACAGAGAGUGUGCUGGCCGACUUUGAAAGCGAGGGCACGCUUAUGUUACCCCCGCUGGAGAAUUUCCCCGUGCUGCUGGACGACGAUGCUGCCACUGUGUCAUCCGAGGACUCCUUCUUCUCCGCCGCAGAGAUGCUUGAUUGCAUUUCAAUACAAGACCCCUACCAGCUCCUAAAGCCUGCCCCUCUCUAUGAGGAAGCUUUGGCUCGUGUCAGGGAGGAACGGGUGGCCUACAGGUCGCUGAGAACUGAACUACUUGAAUGUUACGGUGACCAAGACUUCCUGGCUAAGUUGCACUGUGUGAGACAGGCAUUCCAGGUGCUGUUACUUGACGAGACGCACCGCACCUUCUUCAUGGAGACGGGCAAGCAAAUGAUUGCCGGCUUAAUGGUGAAGGCGAAUAAGAGUCCUAAAGCGUUCCUGGAGAGCUACGAGGACAUGCUGUUGUAUACUCAGCGAGAGGAAACGUGGGCUGUCACCAAGAUGGAGCUGCAGGGCCGCGGGGUGGUGUGCAUGAGCUUCUUCGAUAUUGUACUGGACUUCAUCCUGAUGGACGCCUUCGAAGACCUCGAGAACCCGCCCUCGUCCGUGGUGGCCGUGUUGAGGAACCGAUGGCUCUCAGACAGCUUUAAAGAAACGGCUCUAGCGACAGCUUGCUGGUCAGUGUUAAAGGCGAAAAGACGCCUUCUUAUGGUUCCGGAUGGCUUUAUCGCCCACUUCUAUGCCAUAUCGGAGCACGUGAGCCCGGUUUUAGCGUUUGGAUUUUUGGGCCCCAGGCAGCACUUGAGCGAAGUGUGUACUAUUUUCAAGCAACAAAUUGUGCAGUACCUCAAAGACAUGUUCGACCACGACAAGGUGCGCUUCACGUCAGCACAGUGCCUGGCCGAGGACAUCCUAAAACUCUCGCACCGCCGCAGCGAUAUCCUGCUGGGCUACCUGGGCAUCGACGGGCUCCAGGAGCUCAAUGGGGGCCCGCCCGGCGACAUGCAGGGACCCCACUAAACUUUGUGGGGGGGGGGUAGCAUUCUUAUUCCUCCUACUCACUCAUCAGGUUAUCAGCUACUAUCAAGAAGUCCAUCAUGGAACUAAGGACGCGUCUCAUGCUGGACCGGCAGCUGCUCAAACGUCACCUAUACAUAUAUACCACACAACCUAUUGCUGCUUGUUUGCGCAUUUUAUAGUAAAUAUUUACUCAUUUCCAAGGAUUACAUUUUUUCCGUUAAUUCUACUUGAUUCUUGUUGAACUGCAGCUAUUUAUUCCAGUCUGAACUGUGAGAGUGCGAUCGGCACCAUAUGUUCUUCUGCUGUAGUCUGCUGGCCAUCGUGCUCCUAUAGAAGUUUAAAGCAGGGGAAGGGAACCAACGGGCCACGUGGACUCAAUGAGAAUUUUUGAUGCUCCUCCACCCACAAAAUGCAAUUAUAAAUAAAUCCCUCAGAGAAACCCAAAGCAUUUCGAAUGCUUAAAACGUACGCACACAAAAUUGCAAAAAUUAGGAUAUUUGAGGGAAGUUUUAAGAUGAACCUAAAAUGCACUGAAACCUUUACAGGUGAAAGUGUACAGGUUGAGGUUGAAUUCAUAAGGGAAAAUAAAGUUAAACGAAUCUCUGAUGGAUGAUAGCUGCAAUGCGGCUUUUAUGUCAGUAAAACCUAAUUUAGCCAGUCAUUUUAGUGCAGUAGUCAUUGUCACAGUGGAGGCAUGGGUUUGAAGCUCGAGAGGUGGGCUUCCAUGGCCUUUAAUCAUGCCAUAUGUUAAUUGUGAUUAAGAUGUGAUAAACGUUGUACAUAAGAGAUAUUAUUUUUCCCACAAAAUUAUAUGAAGACUUAACCUGGCUUUAUGGUUGUGAUUUUUCUGCUUUCCCUUUUAUUUAUAGCUUUUGUCUACGUGUGCAAUAUGAUUUUCAAUGGACUGGGCCAUGUUUGAGUAAGUUUAAUAUGCAUAAGAAAGGGUAAAGUUACACACAAAAGUGACCUAGAUUCGUUUUGCAGUGUCUUGCAUGGUAAAUGCGUUCAUAUAUAUUUAUAGUCCACAAAAUUAACCUCAUCACAUCUUAUCUUAUGGUGAUUAUUUGUAAUUGCCAAAACACGGAGGAAAAAAAAUGUCUGGUCCUGCCAUGCCUUUUUAAAAUUAUUUCUUUUCAAUGCCUGUAAAAAGUGUAAAUGGAUGUUGAUUCACUGUAUUAAAUGUUAUUUUUGUUUAUUAAAAUACUAUAACACUA